AUCCACGUAUUUGAUCAACACAGGGUACACCCGCAUGGCCUAGCUCUCUAGGUUAUGAAACGAUAACCUGGGGCACGAUGCCCUCCAAGAAAAUGCAAUGGGACUUUAGGUUUUGCUGAAUUUUUCCACUGUAGAAUGGAUAAAUCAAUCAUCAGUAAACGCUUGCAGUGCAAGAACCUAUUCGAGUAUUUAAACACGCUUCCUGUGGCAGUGUUAGAUGGCUUGUAUUGUCACCCUUCGACCUGUAUGGCAGUGUUUAGGGGCUUACCAGCCAUUGCAAAACAGUAUGUUAUGCGAACAUUGUUUACAGACCAGCCAAUUCCGGAGCCAUUUGUUGCCACUUGGGUGCAAAAAGAUUGUAGUCAACACCAUAUUGGAGCCUUGAAUAAGCUAAAGGGUCUGCACAUUUGGAAAGAGAUGCCCAAAGGAAGUUCUGCAAGCAGGUAUGAGGUCAAUAGUAACUUCAAAAAAAAUUUGAAAGUUGUUUUGUGUGGUGGUGGAAAGCAACAGCCAGACACUUCAAAAUAUGGUGAAGACAAACAUGGAAGGGAUAUUCCAUUCCUUGAAAAUUAUGCAAAAGAAAGAUGGGAAUCAGUUCUAUAUUACAUGACUGGCUCAACAACUGAAGGAGGUGGAGUGAGUGAAGUUGUAAUCAAUGUUCUCUUGAAAGCUGGACUUCUACGCUUGCAUUCAGAGGAGCGGACCACAUCAAUAACUUCAGCCGGGUUUCAGUUUCUGCUAAUGGAUACUGUUUCACAAGUCUGGUAUUUUAUGUUACAGUACUUGGAAACUUCUGACCAACACAAGGCAGACUUGGUCGAAUGUUUGUCAUUCUUAUUUCAAAUCAGUUUUUCUACCUAUGGGAAAGACUAUUCUGUUGAAGGAUUAAGCGAGAAACAAUUCAACUUUUUACAACAUUUACGCGAAAUGGGGCUAGUUUUUCAACGGAAACGAAAAUCAAGACGAUUUUAUCCUACAAAACUAGCAAUAAAUUUAGGGUCUGUAGUGACAGGCGAAAACAGCACUGAGUCAAAUCAGCACCGUUUUGUUGUUGUUGAAACCAACUAUAGAGUAUACGCAUAUACUGAUUCGACUUUACAGCUUGCCUUGUUGAGUUUGUUUUGCGACAUUUUGUCUCGGUUUCCGAGCUUCUGUGUCGCUGUUUUGAGCAGGGAAAGCGUCCAGCAAGCCUUAGCAAGUGGAAUCACUGCAGAGCAAAUCUUAAAUUUUCUCCGAACUCGGGCCCAUCCUAUUAUGCUAAAUCGAAAUCCUGUCAUCCCGCCAACAAUUGCUGAUCAAAUUAGACUUUGGGAAAUGGAACGGGAAAGACUGCAGUUUACUGAAGGAGUCUUGUAUAGUGAGUUUCUAUCACAAAGCGAUUUUGAGACGCUGCGUAAAUAUGCUGACGAUUUAAAUGUGUUGCUAUGGGCGAACAUGAGUAAGAGGCUAAUGGUUGUAAGCAAAGCUGGUCAUGACGACGUUAAACGGUUCUGGAAGAGACACAAGAAUAAAUAGUCAAUAUUUUUGUAGCUGUUUGUAAUUCCUAUGCAAAAAACGUUGGCGUUUUAUGAAUUUUUGAUAGUUAAAAUAAUUAGCGUUGUUCUAAUACAUUUAUUGACGUCAUCUCCAAAGACAUCAAUAAAGAUUGCUUAAAGUGGCAGUUUAUGACUUCACACAGAGAUGCUAUAGUGGCUGAAGAUAGCCAAAGAUGAAGAGCCUGCGAUAUUCGAGGACGUCAUAUAUUUUUUAAGGUUGGGGGAGUACAUUCUGGAAACCCUCGGUUCAACGACCCCUUGUUUCCCGCGUCAAGUAAUCGUAAAUUCAGUAAACUUUAUAAGAGGGGAUACUAUCCCCUUGAUAAAUGUUAAAUGUAAAGGAAAACUUAUUUAGACUUAAAGCUAGUAAGUUCGCAAAUUCUUUCAUGUUUAGAACCGUAUGUGACAAGUAAGUUAUCCUUAUUCCUACAAUUAUAUGUCAUUAAAUGUUCUGUUAAUGUCUUGGUAAUGUUAAUGUUUGCCAUAAAGCAAUGUUUCAA
Messenger RNA from Rhopilema esculentum, 2035 nucleotides. RefSeq names its product general transcription factor IIH subunit 4. Gene Ontology annotation, molecular function: double-stranded DNA binding; ATPase activator activity. NCBI's taxonomy places the organism in Eukaryota, Metazoa, Cnidaria, Scyphozoa, Rhizostomeae, Rhizostomatidae. Gene Ontology annotation, biological process: nucleotide-excision repair. The record is from RefSeq and is a predicted model, not a curated record. Gene Ontology annotation, cellular component: transcription factor TFIIH holo complex; transcription factor TFIIH core complex.